Molecule: messenger RNA, 5565 nt
Organism: Dermatophagoides farinae (American house dust mite)
Lineage: Eukaryota; Metazoa; Arthropoda; Arachnida; Sarcoptiformes; Pyroglyphidae
Product: Rho GTPase activating protein at 1A
Biological process (GO): intracellular signal transduction; positive regulation of GTPase activity
Cellular component (GO): membrane
Molecular function (GO): GTPase activator activity; guanyl-nucleotide exchange factor activity
Source: RefSeq, a predicted model, not a curated record
AUUAUAUAUCUAAAAUCCUAUGCAACUAAAACAAAAAUCGUUUUACAUUACGAUGAAGUUAAUCUUUGUUGAAUGAUCUACAUUGAGAAUCGAAAAUAAACAUAACUUUUUUAUCUCAUCAAUCUUAUCACCGCCCAUCAAACAUUGGUAAAUAUACAAUGGUUCAUAUGACAACCAUACCAUCAUUUCAUUUAAAUUAUGUUUGUUCAUUUAUAUGAUUGGAAACAAAAAUUUUUCUGUGUAUCGAUUGCUCAAAAACCGCAACAAACAAACUUAUAAAUAAAAUUAUUGAAUCAUUGUGAGCAAUCUGCUUCAAAAAAAAAAAUAAAAUAAAAAUAUACAGAGAAAUCAAACAACCAUUUUACAUCCUUUAUACAAUGAAUCAUCGACCAUAAUCACAUAAUCAUCCGAGAAAAUUUGGACCAUCAUUUUUCUCUGUUGCCUUGUAAAAAUGUUUUUAAUUUAUAACGUAAAAUAAAAAAGAGAAAAAAGAUGCCCAAAAAAUUGACCAAUACAUCAUCAUCAUCAAAUUCCAUACUGAGACGUGUGUCUCAAUUCGAACAACAACAACAACAACAAGAACAAUCUCUUACUGAUGACCAAAUGGCCGAUUCGUCGGAAGAGUCAUCCAAUGUAAACAAUCAUUUUAUCAAUGUUGCAUUUGAACGAUUCAAACAUGAAUUCAUUGGACUUUACCCAGAAUCAACCUUACCAUUCGAACAGCUUGAUUCAUUAAAUCAAGCUAGACAUUUACUUGGUGAUCACAAAAAUCAUAUCCAAUCAUUAACUAAAGAAUUAAAUCGUUGUAAAUUUACGGUUAAAUUUUUGGAAGAGAUCAUUAAUCGUCAUGAUAAAGAAUCCAAACAACAUGGUCAUCAUGGAUCCAAUAACAUUGGGAAAAAUGAUGAAAUAUUAGUCAAUGAUGAUUCUAUGAUGUUGAACACUUCCGUUGAUGUCACCACAAAUCCAUCAUCAUCGCAAUAUGUCACUGUGAUAACAUUAAAUGAUAGCGCUUAUGGCGAAAUACAGAAAAUUUCCCCAAAUAAAACUUCACCCACAUCAUCAUCCUCAUCAUCGGUGACUGCAGUGGCAGAAAAUAGUAUUGAAAACAAUAAUGAUGAUGGCAAUGGAAAUGCCCAUCACAACGAAACAAAACUGGAUCAUCAGCAACAGGCAACCAAAACAGUACCUGAACCAAUAUAUUCGAAUACUCUGGAAACACAAAAAUCUACACUUGAUAAAGCAAAGAAACGGCCACCUACACCACCAAGGAAACCAAAAUUGCCCAACAAAUCACUGAAUAGUCACAGCAACAAUAGUAUAAACAAUAUUGAAACAUCAGCUAUAUCAAAGCAAUUAUCAUCGCAAACCCAUCAACAAUCACAAUUGACUAAAAGCGAAAGUCUUACAACAACAAACAAAUCCAACCCAUCAUCAUCAUCAUCUUAUUGUAAUCGAUCUCAAUUCCAAAGAAAAUUCAAUGGUCCAUUACAACGAAUCGACCAACAACAUGAAAGUGAUUCCAAUAAGAUGAACAACAAAAGGUUUAAUAAAAAAUCAAUAACGACAAAUAAUCAGAAUAAAGUACCAUAUAUGCGAACAUUUAGCUUGGAACCAAAUGUUCCAUUAUCAUCGACCAAAUCAAAUCGCAACAUGAUUAAAAGAUUACAACAAACAGAUAAAACCGAAUCAUCAUCACAGCUUUCAGAUUAUAAUAAUAUCUACGAUACAGUAGCACCUGAUGAUUCUGAUGGCAUUGAUCAUGAUGAUGACCCAAAUAAUGAUAAAGCAAAUGAAGAUUGUGAUAAUCGAACUAAUGAACAUAAUUUGACAAGUAAUGACGAAGAGAUGGAAACCUCUAGUCAAGAAAUGUUAAGCCGAUCAUCAUCAACAGAUGAACUUUCCAAUUAUGUUAAUAUUGAUUAUUUUUUGCGGAAAAAUUCAGUUGGUCGUUCCAAUUCUAACAUACCAGUUGCAUCUCGUUUAUCAUCAAGUGGUAAUAGAAAAAUUUCUUCCUCUGGUUUAAAUGUAGAAGAAUCAGAAAAUGAAAAUGAAACCUUAUCGAGUAUGAAAUCCUCAUCGGAUUAUGAUCAUUUUGGUUCAAGUGAUAAUUUAUUAAAACAGUUUCAAAUUCCUGCCAACGAUACGGCAAAAAGUUCGUACAAUUCGAUUGGUACGACAACUAGUACUUCAUCGGCAUCGAGUCUUCGACUCCGAAACGCAAAAUUAUUGAAUAAAGAAUCCAACAAUAUAGAAUCAAAUUAUCCUUCCAUUAGUUUGAUGUCGACAUUUACACCGCCGCCUUCGAUUCAUGACAAAGAAUUUAAUUUUUUUAAACCAACAGCUCAAACAUUGACUACUACUUCGCAGGAGACAUCUUUAAGUGAAAAAGACGAAAAUUUUGCCUAUAGUGAGGGGUCGGAUUUCAAUCAGUUGAUGGAUACAUCUUCAUCAUCACCACAACCGAAAAAUAUUCCAUCCACUUCUUCACCAUCAGCCAUAGCAUUGGAAACGGAUUUCUAUGCAUUCGCCGAUAUUAUUCAUCAUGAUACUAUCGCAACAACAACAGGGACCAUAGCUGAUAAUCUUGAUUCCAUUAAUACUUCUGAUGAUUCAUUGGACCGUGAUGAAAAAUCCAUAUCAACAAAAUUUGAACAUCAGGGAUCAUUGAAAUCAACCAUAACAAAUAAUAAUUUUAAUAUUGAAAAUUUGAUAGAUGAAGAUAAUAAACGUAUGAACGUUAAUAAGACGACGUAUACGACCGAAUCCGAUCAAUCACAGCAAAUGCAAUGGAGUAUUGUACGCAGUAUAAUCGAUAGUGAAACUAUCUAUCUGGAUUGUCUAAACACAUUGAACAAAUAUCGUAAAGCAUUCGAAUCGGCAUCCAAAGGUGAUAAUGCCCUCAUAUCCAUAGAAGAUUUAGAUACCAUAUUCUAUAGGAUUGCCAAUUUAUAUGAUAUACAUAAUGCAUUCCUAGCCGGAUUGAAAAAAGUUGAACAUGGUUUUAAAUUACGACAUUCAUCCAUGAUGGCUGAUUCAAAAUUAGCGGCAAAAUUGAUUGGCAAACAAUCGAUUGGUGAAUUGUUCAAUCGGUUAGCCGAACAAUUACCUGUGUAUGCAGAUUUUUUGCGCAAUUAUUCAAAAGCAAUUGAAACUGCUAAUCGUUGCAGUGCUAAUAAUUUACGUUUUUUCGACAUCAUCAAGUCUAUCAAAUUGGCAUCCGCUCAUGUUCAAUUUAGUAAUCUUGUUGAUAUGUUACACGAACCAGUGGCUCGUCUUCAAAAGAAUGCAUUGGUUUUACAUGAUUUGCUCAAAUAUACAGAAAAUGAUGAUGAUCAACGUUUGCUUAAAAACGCCUUGAGAUUAAAUCAAAAAUUUCUCAAUGAUUUAAAUCUAGAUGCCGCACGACGAUUAUUCAUGACACAUGACAAAUUCAAGCGUCGUUUAGUGAAAGAAAGUUUCAUUAUAGAAAGUGGUGAUCGCCGUAAAUUACGACAUUUAUUCCUAUUCAACGAUGUGAUCGUAUCAGCCAAAUAUAAAGCUUCGUCCAAGCAAAAGUUUACAUUUGAAUUACGAUGGUUUCAAAUGCUCAACGAUAUCGUUUUGGAUUCAGUUUCGAAUCUUCUAAUUCUAACCAAUUCGUCUGAAUCAUCACAAUCAUGUUCAACAAUUCAACCACAGUCAUCUUCAUCAUCCGUGCAGCACACAUUGAAUGGCAAUACUAAUAACAGUAACCAAUCAAAUCAGCAUGAAUUGGAAAAAGAAUCAAAAGAUAUUCAAACGACAGCUAAUCUUAUAUCAAGCCUUAAAUCACGAGCAUUUUCUGCAAGGCUUGACUUGUAUAUUGAAGAAAAGCGAAAAGGCCAUACAAAACAAUCGGAUCGAUUACGAAAGAAAAUAUCUGAAUUGGAAUCGGAAUUAAGCCUUUAUUUACCUCAGCUUAAAUUCUCAUUCCGUGUAAAGAAUAAUCCAAGUAAAUACUAUACAUUCUUUUUGUCUUCAGAAUAUGAACGCAAUUGCUGGAUUGAUGCAAUAAAAACAUUACAACAGCAUGCAUCUUCUGAGGAACAUGCAAACAUACAUGUGUUACAAAAAUGGAUCGAAUCCUGUAGAAAAAGCAUCAACGUUAAUUGUGGUUCAUUCCUGUUGCGUUCGAACAAAGAUGAAACGCUCCGAUAUGGCGAUCUGCAAAUGCGUUUAGUCGAUCUGGGAAAUUUUCAUUAUCAUGCCGAUUUAUUUAUCGUCAUCGAAACCGAUUCAUUUGGUCAUUAUUUUAAACGAGCAGUUGCACGUUAUCUGAUGAGGGAUUUCAUACAAAAACAAAAUCGGUGUCAGGAAUUUCUAAUUGAAUUAGAAGGAUCACAAAUUGUCCGAUUUUUGUUGUAUGAAAAAUGUCAACAACAGCAAAUAAGUGAUUAUAGUGAUAAAAAUGGUGAUGAAAAUCGAAUCCAUCAACUGAAUGGUAAAGCAAUUUUCGAGUUGACUUCUUCUUGUGCUAGUACGGAGCCGAAACUGUCGGAAAUUCAGAUCGGUGAUUAUACAUUAUGUUUCGAAACCCGUUUCAUUCCAUGGAAUUCGAUUAUGGAAACAAUUCCACCAAAUAAAAUCUAUGGUGCAUUUGGUGUUAGUAUUAGUCAAGUUUGCAAAAAAGAAAAAAGUACCAUACCAUAUCUGAUAUUAAGCUGUAUAUUGGAAGUGGAGCGUCGUGGCCUACGUGAAGUAGGUAUUUAUCGUGUAUCUGGUCUUUCAAGUGAAGUUCAAAAGCUUAAAAAAGCAUUCGAAACAAAUCCACGUGAUGCGUGCUAUCUAAUCAGAGAAACCGAUAUACAUUCGGUGACUGGUCUGUUGAAAUUAUAUCUUAGAGAAUUGCCUGAAUCAUUGUUUACCAAUGAUAUGUAUCAAAAAUAUUUCGAAGCCAGAGAUCUGAAAAAUUCUGAAGAAAAAGAGAUGAAAAUGACAUCAUUAUUAGCAAAAUUAAUUGAACCAAAUCAAUCCACAGUAAUCAAAUUGAUCGAACAUUUAGUAUUGAUCAAUCAUUUUGAAGAGGAUAAUAAAAUGUCAUUGAAUAAUCUGGCUACUGUAUUUGGACCAACGAUGUUACGUACAAAUUCAUCAUCUACAACCACUUCAUCUUCUACAUCAGCAAUGGGUCAUUCGUCAUCUGGCAGUAAAAAUUCUAUUUUAUCUUCAUCAGCGACGGCCGCAAGUCAUCAACAAAUGAUCGGAUUUGGCGGUUCUAGCAAUGCUAAUCAAAUGGUGCCUAAUAUUACGCCAUUAAUGAUCAAUACAGACCUGUUCACAGCAUCGACUAUCGAUGUCAUGGCUCAAGCAGAUAUCCUUUAUUUUUUCCUUCGUCGUAAAGCUGAUGGUUAUUCACUUACAUCAGUUGAUCAUCAGGAAGAAACUUCCCUUUGAUUGUUAGAGCACAUUUUUAUAAAUCAUGUUAUAUUUAUUCUGGUCAUUUGCCAAAACGUUGUUUAUUCUUUCACAUCAGCCAAAUGGGCUUGAUUAUACAUUUUUCCCAUUAUUCACUCAUUCAUAUUUGUCAUUGAUAUAAUUUUUUUU